AUGGCCUUGCCCUUCCAUCUUCUCCGUCUCCCAGAAAAAUCUCUCGAUUUUACGUUGAAAUGCAUGAUGCCUAAUGUAGUAUUUUCCCUCUCAUUCUGCUCUAAACGCACAAAAAAUGCGGUAAACCUGGGCAAAUCUCCUAUAACUGUGGUAUUUGGCAAAAAAGGACUCUCCUUCGAAUUCAAAGUCUACAACGAAAUGGAAGCUAAACUCAAUCUUUCAAGAGAAACUGUGCCAGUUACUGCACGGCUACGACUUGAUAACUAUAUGUUGUUCGCACGUGGCAAUUUCCAGGGGCCCACGCCUCUCCUCAAUAUUAGGACGUUGAACUUCACUCCAAGAGAUUACCUACUUCAUCUAAUGGAUUUGUUCAAGCAAUCAGAAAUUGAUGUUCGUGAGGAGAUCAAAGACACUUUUUCGAGAAAAAUGAGCUUCGACGUUUGUUAGAUGGCAUUCGAAUCUUGAAAUUUACAUGUUUUAUUUAUAACACAUUGAACGAAGUACACCAGUAUGUAUCGACACGUGCAGAAUCUUUUGAGACUCGCAUUACGUUCUGCUAUCACUAUUGCCACAUGAUGCUUUCCGGAAACGUUUUUCAACAUGAUAUCGAAUGCCCAAUGUUCAGAAUUAAUGAGCUAUUGCAACUGAACAGUGAAUUUAUUGAACUUAAUCAGACAAUCUUUGGCAGCGGCAAUCUAAAUUUAUUCUUGAAACAUUGGCUUCUCGGUUUAACACAUCAAAAUUUAAAGUUUAUGGUUACAACAAUGGAAACAAAAGACCUUGAAGCUUUGUGGAAAGGAAUCGACUAUCAGCAGCAGCCAGAGUCCAAAACAAGAACCGUCAGGAUCAAGCCCCACGUCAAGCAUCCUCCCCGACGGUAUAAAACGUCAGAAACGUUCAAAGGGGGCUACGAUAUUCUGAGAAUCGAUGGGACACUGGCAACGGUGUUUUUAUUCAGAAAAAAUGUCUGUAAUUUUUAUUUUGUUGUUUGGGAUUAAUA
Molecule: messenger RNA, 1000 nt
Organism: Caenorhabditis elegans
Lineage: Eukaryota; Metazoa; Nematoda; Chromadorea; Rhabditida; Rhabditidae
Source: the annotation of a RefSeq genome assembly